Messenger RNA from Rangifer tarandus platyrhynchus (Svalbard reindeer), 501 nucleotides. The record is from the annotation of a GenBank genome assembly. NCBI's taxonomy places the organism in Eukaryota, Metazoa, Chordata, Mammalia, Artiodactyla, Cervidae.
AUGAUCUUCUUUUUAAGACCUCUUUCCCGCCUCUCUUGUAAGAGGAAGCAGCCAACCCAGCUUAGGGUUUAUCUCCAAGACAAUAGCGCCGCUCGCCGCCUCGGGAGCGGCUCCGACAGCGCGCGAUGCCCUGCUCGGGCCCUGUGCCCCCGCCCCGCCAACUCCACGGGCGUCCCUGCCGCUGGUCCCCGUGGCUCACCUGAGCCCUGUCCCGUCGAUGCCCCCACCUCACUGGCUUAUCUCGCCCCAAUUCCCCCGCCCCACCAGUCCCUCUGCUCCAUCAGUCCUCGGGCUCUCCAGACCCUCUGCCCUUCCUUGCACCCGUUGAGCGCCAGCGGUCGUGAAGAGCCCGCAGCUCCGCCUGCGCCUCCUAAGCCCGCGGGCGAGAGAGUGGCGCGCAGCCGCGAUCCCGGGACGCCUCCGAGCGCCCAGCGCCCCGGGUGCCCUGGCACCCCAAGCUCUCAAGCGAAAUGGCCUGCGUCUCGCCUCCUCCCUGGCUAG